ACAGGCCGAGGCGUGGCCUGCCGCUUUCGCCGCUGCGGCCCGGCUCCGCCUCGGACCCGCUCGGCAAGCAGAGGGCCGAGAGGUGCCGCAGGCCUUUGCGAAGCCUCAGCCAUCCCGCCGGCGGGAUGGGGCUGGAGACGGAGCCGCUGUUCCAGGCCUGGAGCUACUUCAGGCGGAGGAAGUUCCGGCAGUGCUCGGAACUCUGCUCGCAGCUGCUGGAGGGCGCGCCCGGCGAGCAGGAGCACAACAGUGGAUACUCUGCAUUUCAGGCUGCCUGGAGCCUGAAAACACGAGCUUUGACAGAAAUGGUGUAUGUGGAUGAAAUUGAGAUGGAUCAAGAGGGAAUAGCAGAGAUGAUGCUAGAUGAAAAUGCCAUUGCUCAAGUCGCACGACCAGGAACAUCUUUGAAACUCCCUGGAACUAGCCAAGGUGGAGGUCCCAGCCCAGCAGUUAGGCCAGUAACUCAGUCAGGAAGACCUAUUACAGGAUUUGUGAGACCAAGUACACAAAGUGGACGGCCAAGUACUAUGGAACAGGCUAUAAAAACACCUCGAACAGCUCUAACAGCUCGUCCAAUCAGUAGUGCUUCUGGGAGAUAUGUCAGGCUAGGAACGGCUUCAAUGAUAACAAAUCCAGAUGGCCCUUUCAUAAAUGUGUCUCGACUGAAUUUAUCAAAGUAUGCUCAAAAACCCGAACUGGCAAAGGCACUGUUUGAAUAUAUUUUUCACCAUGAAAAUGACGUUAAAAAUGCUCUAGAUUUGGCAGCCCUUGCCACUGAACACGCACAAUUCAAGGACUGGUGGUGGAAAGUCCAAAUUGGGAAGUGUUUCUAUAGGUUAGGAUUAUUUCGAGAAGCUGAAAAACAAUUCAAGUCAGCUCUCAAGCAACAGGAUAUGGUUGAUACAAUCUUGUAUUUGGCAAAAGUGUAUGUGCGUUUGGAUCAGCCUGUAACAGCAGUAAACCUUUUCAAGCAAGGAUUAGAACGAUUUCCAGGAGAAGUGACACUUAUUUGUGGAAUUGCCAGAAUCUACGAGGAAAUGAACGAUAUAUCUUCAGCUGCAGAGUACUAUAAAGAGGUCUUAAAACAAGACAAUACUCACGUGGAAGCAAUAGCAUGCAUUGGCAGUAACCGUUUUUACUCAGACCAGCCUGAGAUAGCUCUGCGGUUCUAUAGACGGCUCCUGCAGAUGGGUGUUUAUAACUACCAGCUUUUUAACAAUCUGGGCCUCUGUUGCUUCUAUGCCCAGCAGUAUGAUAUGACACUAACUUCAUUUGAACGUGCGCUGUUUUUGGCUGAAAAUGAAGAGGAGACAGCAGAUGUGUGGUACAACUUGGGACACGUGGCUGUGGGGAUAGGAGACCUGAAUCUGGCUUACCAGUGUUUCAAACUGACCUUAGUCAACAAUAACGACUAUGCAGAAGCUUACAACAACUUGGCUGUGCUGGAAAUGCAAAAAGGUCACAUUGAACAGGCAAGAGCUUUGCUGCAGACUGCUUCUUAUUUAGCACCUCAUAUGUAUGAGCCCCACUUUAAUUUUGCAAUACUCUCAGAGAAGAUUGGAGAUUUUCAGAGGAGUUACAUGGCUGCUCAAAAGUCAGAGGAAGCAUUUCCAGGCCACGUUGAUACACAACUCCUCAUCAAACAACUAAAAGAGCGCUUUGCUAUGCUCUGAUAACGUAUUUUUUGAACGUGUAAAAUCUGCUUAAAGUUUUCUAGAACAUAGAUUUAUUCAAAGUCGGUAAACUGUACUUAAUCCAUUCCUGUUGCAAACACUAUGCUACUUAGAGUAGCAGGAAAGGUUUGGGAGUCUGUAUUAGCUUCUGUUAUCUUAAAACACAGCUAGAAAACAUGUUUCACUUACAUACAACCAAGAAUACAGAAGUGGCAGGAUGUUGCCAGUAUGAAAACUUUCAAAUAGUUAGCUAUUAACAAAUAAGUAUGUAUUUAAUGUUAAUAAACAUUUCUGAAGAUAUUUUUCUGACUUUUCUGCAGAAAAAAAAAAAGUUUUUAUAUAUUCUUGUGUGACAAUCUGUUGAGCCUCACAGAAUAAGAAUGCUUCAUAACUAGUCUCCAGACUUGGUUUUGAUAGUACACCUUCUAUACUUUCUUACUGCAUGUUAAGUUUUAAACCUACGGUAAGCAAAAUUGUGUUUUUUGGAAUGGAGACAAAACAGAAGUUCUUAUAUUCCUUGUUGUACUUCAUGAAUUGAAUAAAUUCCAGUUUCUAUGGUU
This is a messenger RNA of Meleagris gallopavo (turkey), 2233 nucleotides long. It is a transcript of the gene TTC8, whose product is annotated as tetratricopeptide repeat domain 8. Gene Ontology annotation, cellular component: non-motile cilium; ciliary basal body; BBSome. Lineage: Eukaryota; Metazoa; Chordata; Aves; Galliformes; Phasianidae. Gene Ontology annotation, molecular function: protein binding. Gene Ontology annotation, biological process: non-motile cilium assembly. The record is from RefSeq and is a predicted model, not a curated record.